GCACAACAGGAAGUCAGUUCUGGUUCCUGGGUAAAGGUGCUCAGGCAGGAGCGAGCGCCCGGUGCCGGGAGCCGCCGUGGGCUCCGCGAGGCGCUCGUUUCUCGCUCCCAAGAUGAUGGCCGUGUAACUUACAAAAUAUUUUAAUUGAAGAAGCUGUUCUGAAAGCAGAAAUAUGUAGAGAAGUACUUGGUGCUGGAUGGCAUUUGUGUUCUCAUAUGAACCCACAGGAGGUCUGUUAACUUGACCAUCUUUUCAGUGAUGAGACUAUAUUGGGAAUUAUGGACAAAAACAUUGGAGAGCAGCUUAACAAAGCUUAUGAAGCCUAUCGACAAGCAUGCAUGGAUAGGGACCAUGCUGUGAAAGAACUACAGCAAAAAACAGAAAACUACAUGCAGCAAAUACGUGAACAGCAGGAAAAGAUAGAGCUUCAAAAUAGCGUUAUUGCAAAACUGAAAUCACAGUUAGCUGCUCUGAAUGCUAAUAGAGGUAAUGUGCAUCCCUACAUUCUCAUGCACGAAGACAUUGAAACCUCCAACUUAUCUUUCAGCCAGCUCUCUGAAAAACUGAAUGUAGCAAAGCAGAGAGAAAAACUCUUAAAGGAACAGUUAGAAAGUGAGAGCAUGAAGUUGAAGCAACUUGAGGACAAAAACAAUCAAAAGGAAAGGAAGCUUAUAUCUAUAAUUUCCAACCAAGAAGAUAAAAUAAGAACUCUGGAAAGCAAAUUGGAAGAAUUAAAUGAAGCACAAAAGGGUACACAGAUGCCAACAUAUAAAAGGGAGGUGAAAAGUAAGAAAGUUCUUCCAGAUAAGCCUGAAUUAUCUUUAGGGAUCUCUGGUAUUUCUCCUAUGCCUGAAAGGGAGAAUCUGGAGACUAUUUUCCAGGACAUGAAAGAAGAGUGUCAUCGAAUAUGUAUGCUAGCCAGAGAACAAACAAACCAACUGUGUAAAUUUAAGAUAAAGCCAGAACCUGAAACUGAAAUACAGUUUUCCAUGCCAAUACAGUGUACUGAUAAAACUGAUGAACAAGCAGAAGAGCUUUUUAAGCCUCGGGUUAUAAAGGAUAUAAAUAGAGGUGUAUCAUGCAUCACAUCUAUCACACCAAGAGGAGUGGGCCAAGAUGAGGACAACAACUCUGUAGAAUCACUUUCUAAAUUUAAUGUCAAGUUUCCACCUACAGACAAUGACUCUGCUUUCUUGCAGAGCACUCAGGAAAAACCAACAGCUCCUUGUACUGGUAAAGCUGAAAACAUGCUUCAAGAUCAUCAUUUUAACCUGGAGCACAGAGACCAAUUGAAACCUAACUCAUUUGAAGCUCAUGGAGUUGAUCUCAUGACCUCAGCUUUACAAAGCUUAACUACUGUUGACAAAACAAACCCCCCAAAUCAUGCAAACAUGCCCAUAGAAAAUAUCUGUGACAAAACAUGUUUAAAAACAGCAGACGCUGAUUUCACAUUUAUACCUAAGCACACAAACCAGAGUGUACCUGAAGUAAUUUUUUCAUCUUUAGAAGCUGCUGGGACAACUGUCAGAGGUCCUCAUCAGCUCGUUUGGCAGCCUCAAGACAAUUAUUUGCUGGCACAAGCUUAUACAGACUCUGAACUGAAUCAGUGUGGAAUAUGUGAAUUCUGUCGAGAAGUUUUCCCACCAUCUAUAACAUCUAAGGAAGAUUUCCUUCGGCAUCUGAAUUCCCACUUUAAAGUACAGUCUUAAUAUAUGAGAAUUCAAUGGAUCACUGUUUUUGCAUACAUUUGACUUCUUUUAUUCAAUAGAUAUACUAAGAAUUUAAGAACUGAGACUUCUUAUAACAACAACUCAUGACUGAAAUUGUUUGUCAGAUAAGCAAAUUUUUAGUUGUCCUUUGACAAGGUAAAAUGAAGCUGUAAGUCACUCAGUACUGUAACUCACAUUAUUGCUUUUUAUGCUUCUUGUGCUUCAAUAGUAGCUUUGAGAGUUAUCUUAAACACUUUCCCUCCCUCCCCCCCCCAGUUUAUCAUUGCCUGAAUAGGCCCAAAGUCAUUACUAUAUUUAUGAGUGUAGACUUGUAAACUUGCAGGAUUCAUGCCUUAGUCUGGCUGGGGAAAGGAGUGUAAUGCUAGGAUUUUUUUUUCUCUGUAUCCAGUUAUGUGAUUCUGUUCUCCUGUAAGUAAACAGGAAUAGAAAUAGGCUCUCACUUUUCCUUUUGUUAUAACAUUUCCAAAUUGAAUUUACAAUAGUGAAGUUCUUAAUUCAGAUUGUUGUAAAAUAGUCACAGUAACUGAAUGCCAGGUGUGCCAAAAUUAGGAUGGGCUUGUUCACUAAUAACAUAAAUGAAUGGUUGACUUUCGCCCGUGAAUUGUUUACUAUAGAGAAUAAUCAAACACAGUAUAUAAAUGACUGAUUUGCCAAAAUAUAACAGUAGCAAUUUCAUGUAUAUUUGUUAGGUGUUAUUAAAAAUAAUUAUUUUGUUCAUGUACCUUUCUAGCAUUAAUAAUUAGUAAAAAUAUUUUAAUGGGAAAAGGUUAUAUUAGUAGGAAACAGAGUGAGAAAACUCUCCCUAAAACUAAUAAUAUCAAGAUUAUUUACCAUUCCUUCUGCUGUGCUAUGAAGGACUGCUCAAGUCUGAGACAACUUCGAAAGGGGAAACCUAAUCAACCAAAUCUCGGUGACUUCUUUUUAACCUGAAUAUGCUUAGUGGCUUUCUCAGUGCAGUUUAAAUUCAUCUGUAGUUGAAACAUUGCAUUCUGAUAAACUUUGCACAUUUUCUGGAGUUAUUUGGAUCAAAUUAAAAAGUGGAGGGUUUUUACUAAGUAAUUUAAAUUAAAUUAUAAAGGAUGACUUUUUGCAUUGGAACUGAAUAUAGGUUUUAGUCCUAAUAUUUUAUAAUGAGCAUUAAUAUUUUCAUAGCAGCAAAGCACAGUUUCUCUUUUUAAAUAUUUGUUUGCAGGUGACCAAUUUAUGGAAGAAUUAACACCUGCAUGAUUUUUAGAAAUGUGAUUUUUCUGCAAUUAUUGUCACUAUUUUAAACAUCUCAUCCUUGUGACUGGCUGUCAACAGAGCAUAUUGUAAUAAACAGCAGUGUACAGUGCACGUCUGCUACAUGACCUGGAGAAAGAGUUUGUUACUAUUAACAGCUCUCAACCCCCGCCGGUACUCAGAGCUGAGGGGGAUACGUUCAUCCCUGGACUCGCCGUGUGGCGUGUGAAGUACCUCCCCGGAGAGCACGGCUGGGGGUGGUUCCUUGGAGAGGCAGAAGUUCCAGGAUUGGGAGGAGAGAAGAGGAUUUGCACAUCUCCAGCCAGCCUGACACAAAAUCAACUUGUCCUCUCCACCGCGAAAUUCGAGCUCAGGAGCUCACGUUAUUAAAAGCUGAACAAACUGCGAA
This is a messenger RNA of Apus apus (common swift), 3360 nucleotides long. It is a transcript of the gene TANK, whose product is annotated as TRAF family member associated NFKB activator. The record is from RefSeq and is a predicted model, not a curated record. The coding region runs from base 279 to 1709 and encodes 476 amino acids. Gene Ontology annotation, biological process: canonical NF-kappaB signal transduction. NCBI's taxonomy places the organism in Eukaryota, Metazoa, Chordata, Aves, Apodiformes, Apodidae. The transcript is spliced from 10 exons.